Molecule: messenger RNA, 1443 nt
Organism: Didymodactylos carnosus
Lineage: Eukaryota; Metazoa; Rotifera; Eurotatoria; Philodinida; Philodinidae
Source: the annotation of a GenBank genome assembly
AUGGGCAGACCCACAGAACAAAAAGCAACAACAGCUUCGGAUCCUUUAAAACUUGUAUUUCCAAUUUUAUUGCUUGUAUUACAAAUCGUAUUCGUAAUUCUAUUUGCUUUUCAUUCGAAUUACGGCCAUGAACCCAAAACGUUAAAUGAACAUGAUCUAAUAGCUAAAAUAAGCAAGAUGAUAACAGCAACGAGACAACCAGCAGUUUACUUACCAAAUGGAACUAUUUAUGAGCCAACUACUGUCGAGGAUCCGGUAUCAGUGCCACAUCGCGGCAUCAAUGAUUUAUAUUCUAUGUUUCAAGAUAUUCAUGUUAUGAUAUUUAUCGGUUUCGGUUUUUUGAUGACAUUUUUAAAACGUUAUGGAUACAGUGCUGUUGGAUAUAAUUUUUUGAUUGCUGCAUUUGUUCUUGAAUGGGCAUUGCUUGUUCGUGGCUACAUGUUUGAUUUUGAUACUUCAACAAGACAAUUUCCAAUUGAUGUUGAACGAAUAAUUGUUGCGGAUUUUGUUGCCGCUGCUAUUUUGAUAUCGUUCGGUGCUCUAUUAGGAAAAACAAAUCCGACACAAUUGAUUAUAAUGUGUAUAAUUGAAGUUGCUUUACAAAGUGUAAAUGAAUGGAUUGGUUUAAGACUAUUUUGUGCAUUCGAUAUUGGCGAAUCCAUGUUUGUUCAUGUAUUUGGUGCUUAUUUUGGUCUAGCUGUGAGUGCUGUAUUAUACAAAACAGAGAAGGACGAUGAAGAAAAAGAAAAACCAAUUUAUCAUUCGGAUUUAUUUUCAAUGAUUGGUACAUUGUUUUUAUUUUGUUUUUGGCCAAGUUUUAAUGGUGGAGUGGCGGCAGCGGGUGAUUCGAGAUUACGUGCAGUUGUCAACACGUACAUUAGUAUAUCAGCUAGUGUAUUGUUAACGUAUAUCUGUUCAAACCUGUUUGGAAAAGGAAAAUUUGAAAUGGUACAUAUUCAAAACGCAACAUUAGCCGGUGGUGUUGCCAUUGGAACGGUUGCUGAUAAAAUUGUUUAUCCAGCAGGUGCAUUAGUAGUUGGAUCAAUAGCUGGCAGUUUAUCAACUGUUGGUUUCAAGUAUAUAUUACCAAAAUUGAAAAAACUUAAAAUACAUGACACAUGUGGAGUUAACAAUUUACAUGGUAUGCCAGGUUUACUAGCAGCAAUUGUUGGAAUUAUUCUUGCAUCUAUGCCGGCGUAUUCCUUACAUGAAAAUAAUUUAUUGUCCUCAUGUUUUCAUGGAACUCAUCGUACAGGAUUACAACAAGUUGGAUACCAAGCAGCCACACUUGGUAUUACAUUAUCCAUUGCAAUAGUUGGUGGAUUAAUUACGGGUUUCAUUUUGCGGUUAUUGGAGAACAAAAACGUGUUAACCUAUUAUGAUGAUGAUACAUAUUGGGAUACACCGACAGACUUUCACAAUGAUGAACUUGAAAAUGAGUAA